Messenger RNA from Saccharomyces mikatae IFO 1815, 894 nucleotides. It is a transcript of the gene SLZ1, whose product is annotated as Slz1p. Lineage: Eukaryota; Fungi; Ascomycota; Saccharomycetes; Saccharomycetales; Saccharomycetaceae. The record is from RefSeq and is a predicted model, not a curated record. Bases 1 to 894 code for a protein of 297 amino acids. The transcript has a single exon.
AUGAAUAAAGUUGAUCAAAUCAUUGGUUUCAAAAAGUACGAGGUGAAACUACCCAAAGACAGGCAAGUAACGAAGAAUAAGUUAAAAAGUGGAAAUGGUAACCAAAUAGAUACUAAAAGGGAAAAGGAAAAUGUAAAGACCUUUGGUGAAGAAAGAAAGAAGUUUUUGGAGAAAAUGGCCAAGAAUAAAAGGAAGAAUCCAAAUAAAAAAGAUAAAGAAAAGUCAAAAGAAGCAGAAAAAGAUAAUUGCAAAAGGGACGACAAGAAGUUAAAAGAACAAAAAAAACUGCCAUUGAUAAGAGACUUUCGUUUUAAAGAACCGCACUCCGCAACUAUUUAUCAAAGUGCCCCAGUUGAAAAUACUAAAGCUGAACCUCAACCUGGACUUGAUUUUGAUAUGGAUCAGAGACCUGAGUCCAAAAUAAUGAUAGAUCAAGCCAUUCAAACAUCUAGCCCUCUAAAUUCGCAACUUUCGGAACUCUUCAACGAUGAUAUCCGUAACCUUUCUAAAGAUAGUAUAUUUCCUUUCCAAGAUACAAAGUUCACCUCGUGGGAGCGUCGUUGGUCGAACUGCAGUACGACCAGUAACGCGACCACGGUUUCAUCAAUCCCGGACCCUAAAUAUCAUCUUAGCUACAACGACCUACCCUCGUUCAAUGCAGUAACGCCAAUUGCUCAAGAUAAUAUCAUCUCCGCGCCAUCUCCUGGUCAGGAUGAGGGUGCCAAAAAGUUACUGCAGCAAGAGAUAAAAUACUCAAACAUGGUCAAGAGCGUCAUUUUUGAGCUUGAAAUGCUGUGUAUGGAUGAAUCACCCGCUUCAGAUACAGGAAUAACUGGCCAACAAGAGUCGCGUUGGUCGGUAUUUCCCACUUGUUGUGAUCAAACUUCCAGUUAG